AGACAAAUGUUGAACUGAUUUCCCCAUUACAAUCGCUAGAUGGCAACAGCACUGAGCUGUUAGGGACUGAAGUUAUGGGGCUGCGAGGCAAGGUGCACUACUAUGCAGUCAGCACCCUUCGCUUCAUUACCAGAGCAAUCCGCUCAGGACAGUAGAUCAUUUCGAGCAGCAGCACAGACAUAAUCGUUUAAACAGCUCUGUCCGCUGAAGAAAUCGGAUGACUCAGUUGGGUUUGGGAUGCUGAGCUCACCUGGACGUCUGGUGAUGAUGCUCCUGCGAGGCAGCCGACCUGACCAUCCGCUUUUAUCGUCAAAACCAGGUUCGACUGAACAUCCGUAGGACCUGAAAUGAAGACUCAUCCUUACCCGAAGUGUACUAUGGCAUAAUUAACUAUGAUGGGUGGCAUAUUGGGGGUGUCAAAGUACAGGUAUUUGGGAAGUGACGUCAUCAGCCCCGGAAGGCGGACGGGGUGCUUGAGAGAGCAAGAUGGCAGCGAAAUCUGAUGGUGAGAGGGUCGCUACCGGUUUCGCCCAGCUACACAACCUGGACGAAGCGGUGGGCGGCUGCGACGAUGAUGGCUUGGACAGCACCGCUAUACACAUCUGCUACUGCUGCAACACCUCGUCCUGCUACUGGGGUUGUCGAAGCGCCUGCCUGCGCGCUCUCCUGAGGAAGGGGGACGGAGGCAGGCGUCCGCAUCAGGGCGAGCGCCUGUGGCUGGACUGCCUCUGGAUCGUUUUGGCAAUGCUCGUAUUCUUCUGGGAUGUGGGGACGGACCUGUGGUUAGCCAUGGAUUACUACUCCAAACGGGACUAUCUGUGGUUCGGGUUAACCCUUUUCUUCGUGCUCGUACCUUCGGUUCUGGUCCAAAUCCUCAGCUUCAGGUGGUUCGUGCAGGAUUAUACGGGGGGCGGUUUGGGGGCGGUGGAGGGUCUGAGCAAGAGAGCCACCGCUGGUUUGAGCACGGGAAUCUACGGCAGGGAUAGAUGCUGCCAAAUAUCUGUGUGGAUGUGGCAGAUUUUUAUACACAUCAUUCAGAUGGGACAAGUGUGGAGGUACAUCCGCACCAUGUACCUGGGCAUCAUGAGCCGUCGGCAGCAGGAGCACCGGCGGCGCUUCUACUGGGCCAUGAUGUACGAGUAUGCCGACGUCAACAUGCUGCGCCUGCUGGAGACCUUCCUGGAGAGUGCUCCCCAGCUGGUGCUGCAGCUCAGCAUCAUGAUCCAGAAGAACCGCGCGGAGACCCUGCAGUGUGUGUCCUCCGUGGCGUCGCUGAUGUCUCUGGCCUGGGUGCUGGCGUCCUACCACAAGCUCCUGCGCGACUCGCGCGACGACAAGAAGAGCAUGAGCUACCGCGGCGCGCUGGUCCACAUCUUCUGGCGCCUGUUCACCAUCUCGUCCCGCGUGCUCUCCUUCGCCCUGUUCGCCUCCAUCUUCCACAUCUACUUCGGCAUCUUCGUGAUGGUGCACUGGUGCGCCAUGGCCUUCUGGGUGGUGCACGGCGGCACCGACUUCUGCAUGUCCAAAUGGGAGGAGGUGCUCUUCAACAUGGUGGUGGGCAUCGUCUACAUCUUCUGCUGGUUCAACGUGAAGGAGGGCCGGACUCGCUACCGCAUGGUGGCCUACUACUUCCUGGUGCUGGCGGAGAACACGGUGCUCACCUGCCUGUGGUACGCGUACCGCGACCCGCUCACCACGGACUCCUACGCCGUGCCGGUGCUGUGCGGCGUCUACAUGAGCUUCGCCUCGGGCGUCUUCUUCAUGGGCCUCUACUACGGCGCGCUGCACCCCAUGGGCCCGCGGGUCCGCCUGGAGGAUGGCUCCUGCUGCACCCAGCUGCUCUGGGGCAUGCCACUGCCCCCCGAGGCCGAGCCCAUGGCCCCGUCCCAGGCCACGCCCAGCCGGCGCUCCAUGGGGGGCGACAUGCAGCUGGACGAGGACGAGGUGGCGACCGACUCCUGCCUCCCCGUGUUCCAGGUGCGCUCCCCCGAGCAGCCCUCGGGCUCCAGCCGCCACUACCGGAUGGAGGGGCCGCUCAUCAAGAUCGACAUGCCCCGGAAGCGCUAUCCUGCCUGGGAUGCGCAUUUUGUGGACCGCAGGCUGCGAAGGACCAUAAACAUCCUCCAGUUCAUCACCCCCACGGCUGUUGGCAUCAGGUACAGGGACGGGCCGCUGCUGUACGAGCUCCUGCAGUACGAAUCCUCCCUGUGAUGGCCGGCGCUCUCGCUCC
Messenger RNA from Clupea harengus (Atlantic herring), 2230 nucleotides. It is a transcript of the gene xkr6a, whose product is annotated as XK related 6a. Gene Ontology annotation, biological process: phosphatidylserine exposure on apoptotic cell surface; apoptotic process involved in development; engulfment of apoptotic cell. The record is from RefSeq and is a predicted model, not a curated record. NCBI's taxonomy places the organism in Eukaryota, Metazoa, Chordata, Actinopteri, Clupeiformes, Clupeidae. Gene Ontology annotation, cellular component: plasma membrane.